Micromonas commoda is the source of this 522-nucleotide messenger RNA. RefSeq lists its product with no specific name. Bases 1 to 522 code for a protein of 173 amino acids. The transcript has a single exon. Lineage: Eukaryota; Viridiplantae; Chlorophyta; Mamiellophyceae; Mamiellales; Mamiellaceae. The record is from RefSeq and is a predicted model, not a curated record.
AUGAGCGGAGAGGAGACGAGGGAGCUGCACGUCUGGGAUUUCGACGGCACGCUGGUCAACACGCCGGUCCCGGACACGGGCAGGGCGCAGUACGAGCGCGAGACCGGCCACCCGUGGCCGCACAGGGGCUGGUGGGGCAGGGCGGAAUCCCUCGAGCCGCCUCUGACGUGGGAGCCCGGUCCCGCCAUGCGUGACUUUGUUUUGCUCGCGAACCGACCCAACGUUCGGAGGGUCAUGAUGACCGGACGGCGCUCGAAGCUGGCGCCGCGGGUGAUGUCCAUCCUCGGCGAGUUUGGGGUGUUCGUGGACGAGGCCGUGUUCAACUCGAGCGGUCACGACACGUUCACGUACAAGUGCGGCGAGCUCGGACGGAUGAUCCGGCGCGCGGGAAGUUCGUUGGAGAGGGUUCGCAUAUGGGAGGACAGGGCGCCCCACGCGCGCGGGUUCGACAAAUUCGUCAGGGAGACGUUCCCGGAACUGGAGGUGGAGGUGACGAUAGUGCAGCCGAGCAUCGAAGGGUAG